Messenger RNA from Peronospora matthiolae, 393 nucleotides. NCBI's taxonomy places the organism in Eukaryota, Oomycota, Peronosporomycetes, Peronosporales, Peronosporaceae. The record is from the annotation of a GenBank genome assembly.
AUGUGCCGCGUCGUACUGCUCGACCAGACCCAGUACGUCAACCAUCAAUUGGGAGCGGGGCUCCCAAGAAUCCCAGGACGGGGGAUAGUUGCGCCACCGGACGAGGUAACUCGUCCGACGUCCAGUUCACGUCGCGGUGGUUCAACAGCUGCUCAACUAGAUAGCGCUGGCCACCGCGAGAGUCCUCUAAUGGAGGUGGAGGAGGAGGAAAGACGCUCUCCACACGAUCAUGUGGAUCGGUGUGUUCCCGAGAGCUUCUUUGAUCGCGUAACGCAAGGGUUACGCGACGAUCUCGAGCAUGAGCGGAAUAGGCGUCUCCAGAUGGUGGACACUGCCUCGAAGCAUCGAGCUGAGUUUUUGCCUUUGCUCAGCUUGAGAACGAGAGAGCUCUGA